Messenger RNA from Paramecium tetraurelia, 900 nucleotides. RefSeq lists its product as uncharacterized. The record is from RefSeq and is a predicted model, not a curated record. Gene Ontology annotation, molecular function: oxidoreductase activity. The transcript is spliced from 2 exons. NCBI's taxonomy places the organism in Eukaryota, Ciliophora, Oligohymenophorea, Peniculida, Parameciidae.
AUGCUUGAUUAUCUCUACCUCGUAAUAGAAUUAUAUGGUCUUAGAACCGUGCUUUAUUUUGUAUUUUUGUUACUAGGAGAAAUAUAUAAAUGCUUGUAACCAUUUCCAAAUCUUAAGAAAAAAUAUGGGUAGGAUUGUUGGGCAGUAGUUACAGGGGCAACAGAUGGAAUUGGAAAAGCUUAUUGUUAAGAAUUAGCGAAAUAAAAUGUUAAUGUUUGUAUGAUUAUCAGAAAUAAAGAAAAAGGAGAUAAAUUAGUUUAGGAAUUAAGUGCUAAAUCUACGUCUAAGUUUAGAAUUGUUAUAGCUGAUUUCUUACAAUGUGCAGAAGUAGAUUUCUUUGAUAAAAUUUAUGAGUAAAUCAAGGAUCUCGAUAUAGGAAUACUUAUAAAUAAUGUUGGAGUUUCAAUGAAAAACCCUUUUGAGAGACAACAAGAAUCUGACAUUCGAUAAAUGCUUACAAUAAAUAUAUUCCCUGUGGUUUUCCUGACAAAAAAAGUUCUGCCAAUUAUGAAACAAAGAAAAAGUAGAUCUGCUAUCAUCAAUCUAUCAUCUGUUGCAGGUAGAUUGCCAUUGCCUUAUCAUUAAACCUAUUCUGCAACAAAAGCUUUUGAUGAUCAUUUUUCAUAAUCUUUAGCGAUAGAAGUUGAGGGAAUAGAUAUAUUGUCACAUCGACCAUUUUUUGUUACUACUCCUUUGACAAAUUAUGAAAAGGAGGCUGGAGCAAUUACACCAGAAUAAUGUGCUCGAGGAGGAUUAUAAAGAUUGGGUUUGGAAGUAACAAGCCAUGGAUAUUGGUAUCACAGGGUCAUGGGAGUUUUAUUAACUUAUAUCAUACCUUAAUCUAUUAGAACAAAGUAAUUGAAGUAAGUUUUGAUUAAAAGAGCAAAAAAGAAUCAAUGA